Octodon degus (degu) is the source of this 935-nucleotide messenger RNA. Its product is annotated as neuroblastoma breakpoint family member 4-like. The transcript has 2 exons. The coding region runs from base 90 to 512 and encodes 140 amino acids. The record is from RefSeq and is a predicted model, not a curated record. Lineage: Eukaryota; Metazoa; Chordata; Mammalia; Rodentia; Octodontidae.
AUAGGACCACCUCUCUGCACCUCUGACAGUACUUCUGGGACUAUACAGUAGAUCCUCCUUGGUUUAACUGUAUUUUUUAUGUCACCAGGAUGAACCCUGAGGGUGCAAACAAGGAUAAAGUUGAAUCAAUCCUGCAGGCCUCAUUGCAUGGGGACCCCAAGUCUUCCUCCCAUGGCUACAAGCUGUGUAACACCCAGGAGCCUCUUGGUGAUCUGACAGAUAAUCAUGAACUCUUCUUUUCUUCGGGUGAAAAGUCUAACACCAAGGAAGCCUGUGCACAAGGGCUGUGGAAUGGAGAAUUCAGCUUGCAAUUCUCAGAGCUGCAAGCUUGCCAGGAAGCAUUGGAAUCACACAUCCAGAGAAUCUCUGAUCUCGAAAUACAGCUGGGUCAGUGCUUUGACUAUGGUGACUGCAAAGUCAGGCUGAGACUUUCUGCCACUACUUGGAGGUUUGCAGUGUGCACUGACUAUAGUAACCAGUGCCAGCCCUUCCAAGAUAAGAAAGGAAAGUGAAAUGGCAGUGACCCUUCUCCAUGUUUAUUGCCAGGAUUUGUGGCUGCUGGAGCACUGUGUUUGUCUAUGCACCCUCUAGAACAGCCUAAACUGUCAGACUCUAGCACCAGAAGCUUGGUGUUUAGGCCUAGUUGUAUUCUCAGAAACUGGGCUUAACAUUACUGAAUGUAACUAUAUAAUUUGUUUUCUUCAAUAUUUACUUUUCAUUUUCUUAUCUGAGACAUAAAAAGUAAUGUAUAUCAAUUCUAUUCAACCUGUGCCCUGGCACCUGGACACACAUGAGCUACAGUGACUGUUUUCUGGUAUCAUUUUAUUUAUUUAUUUUAUGGAAUCAUUAGACACAAUGCCUCAUUGAAGUGGACAUUUUCCAGAAGGGGCUGGAUCUAGAGUGUGUGAUGUUGGAAUUGAUUCAUGGUGCAAUGC